Molecule: messenger RNA, 4675 nt
Organism: Diceros bicornis minor
Lineage: Eukaryota; Metazoa; Chordata; Mammalia; Perissodactyla; Rhinocerotidae
Gene: CCDC33
Product: coiled-coil domain containing 33
Exons: 22
Coding region: 1-3018 (1005 amino acids)
Cellular component (GO): peroxisome
Source: RefSeq, a predicted model, not a curated record
AUGGCCAUGGCCUUCAGGGGGCCUGAACCCUGGGUCCCUGCAUCCCUGCUGAGCCAGAGGCUGAAGACCGAGGAGAAGACACUGGACCUGGAGUUCGAGGUCUUGAGUGUGGGGUUUAAUGAGGAGGGCAGAUACGCCCUGCGGCUGUCAGCUGAGAACCCCCUGCAGGCCAGCUCUGGGGCUGGUGUGCAGCUGCAGGUAAAUGAUGGGGACCCCCUCCCCACCUGCUCUGCUGUCACCGAUGUCAUUGAGCAGCAGGACCCUGGCCAGAGCCUCACCCUCACCAGGAACAAGUUUAUCUUUACUUUGCCCAAAGGGUUCUGCAAGAACGAUGAGCAGCACGACGCGCAGCUGAGGGUGGAGGCACUGAGGCUGUGCGGGGCCUCAGGAAGUGCAGCCCAGCGCGUGGGCGAGGCCAUCUUCCCCAUCUAUCCUCGCCCAGACCAGCCCCGCAUGAACCUGUCGGCGCGGGAGCACAAGGACCUGUACCGCUACUGCGGCAGGCUGGCUCUGCUCCAGGCCAGCGCGGACCCCACGGCCCGCCACUGCGGGGGCCUGGCCUACAGCGUGGCCUUCCACGUGCACCGGGCCCCUCAGCCUCCCUCCUCCAACUGCUCUCCGGGCCCGGGCCAGCCAGAACCUGUUUCACCACGCCCAGAGCCCCAGCUGGCCAGGCUGCAGGUUGUCGAGGGCCCGGAGGACCCCCUGAACACCUCCCAGAGUGUGGAAUCUGUCAUUGGCCACCUGUCUCCCUCUAAUAAGGAGACCAUCAUGGUCACUCUCCACGGGGCCACCAACCUACCUGCCUGCAAGGAUGGCUCCGAGCCGUGGCCCUAUGUGGUAGUGAAAACCACGUCUGAGGAAGCGAAGAACGAGACCUCCAAGGCAGUCACAUCUGUGACCUCGGAGCCCACCAAAGCCCCCAUCUGGGGGGACACAGUCAAAGUGGAGAUCCAAGCUGAGAAUGCAGGGCGAGAAGAUGUAGUCCUCAAGGUGGUGGACAACAAAAAGAAAGAGGAGCUGUUGUCUUACCAAAUCCCCAUCAAGUACCUGCGUGUCUUCCACCCCUACCACUUCGAGCUGGUGAAGCCCACCCCAUCUGGGAAAGCCGACGAAGCCACUGCCAAGACCCAACUGUACGCAACAGUCGUUCGGAAGAGCAGCUUCUUCCCCCGCUACGUUGGUUGCAACCACACAGCUCUGGAGGUCUUUCUGCGAGGAGUCAACGAGCCCCUAGUCAACAACUCCAACCCCAUGGUGGUCAUUGCCCGGGUGGUUCCCAACUACAAGGAUUUUAAGGUCAGCCAGAUAAACCAGGACCUGGCCUCCCUGGGGCUGCCCAUCACCCCACUCUCCUUCCCUAUCCCAUCCGUGAUGAACUUUGAUGUUCCUCGGGUCAGCCAGAACGGGUGCCCUCAGCUGUCCAAGCCCGGGGGACCCCCAGAGCUGCCCCUGUGGAAUCAGUCCUUCCUCUUCCAAGGCCGAGAUGGAGCCACCAACUUCUCAGAAGACACAGCCCUGGUGCUGGAGUACUACUCCUCGACCUCAAUGAAAGGCAGUGAGCCAUGGACGCUCAGCAAGCCCCUGGGCAUCUCCGUGUUGCCGCUAAAGAGCCGUUUGUACCGCAAGAUGCUGACAGGGAAAGGCCUGAAUGGGCUACGCGUGGAGCGGCUCCCCAUCACCGACACCAAGCUGAAAACCAUAAAUGGUGAGGCCCCCACGGUGGAUCUCGCCUUCCAGCUGCUCUCCUCCGAGAGGCCGGAAAACUUCUUAACGCCAAACAACAGCAAGGUUCUGCCCAUCCUGGACCCCAAGAUCUUAGAUGAGAAGCUGGGUACCAUCCGCGAGUCCUGGUCCAAGGCCACAGAGAGCUCCACAAUGGACUCCAGCACAUCCUCCUCUCAGGAAGCAGAGGAAGGGCCCCCGGUGCUUAGGAUGUCCCAUGAGGCGGAGAUGAACAACUACCGGCGGGCCAUGCAGAAGAUGGCAGAGGACAUCCUGUCGCUGCGGAAACAGGCCAGCAUCCUGGAGGCAGAGAACCGUGUGCUGAGGAGCCACCUGACCCAGGAGGAGGUGGAAGAGGAGCAGGACAACCCUGACAAGUCCCAGAACCUGGCGUCCAUGAAGCAGAAACUGCUGCUGAGUGAGCUGGAUGUGACGAAACUCAGGGACAAGGUGCAGCAUUUGCAGAAUGAGCUGAUUCGAAAGAAUGACCGAGAGAAGGAGCUGCUCCUCCUGUACCAGGCUCAGCCGCCACAGGCUGCGCUGCUGCAGCGGUACCAGGAUAAGCUGCAGAAGAUGAAGAUGCUGGAGGAGACUGUGCGGCACCAGGAGAAGGUGAUCGAGAAGAUGGAGCAGGUGCUGGAGGACAAGCUGCGGGAUAGGAACGAGCCCCCGCUGAACAGGCUGCAGGGAAAGCCCAGUGUGGCCUUCCCCAAGCUCUCAGCCCCUGGCCUUCCCCCGGGGCCUACUGGAGAGAACCUACCUGCUGACAUUUACUCAGCACUCCUGGCGGAAAACUCGAGGCUGCGGGCAGAGCUGGAUAAGAGCCGCCACCAGUCGGCCCCCAUCAUUCUGCAGCAGCAGGCCCUGCCGGUGGACCCCGGGGAGUUGGGAGCAGGAGGAGACCUGGCAGAGAGGCUGUGGGAGACAGAUGACCCAGGCCACUCCAAGUGCACAGAGACCCUACCCGUGCAGGACUCUCAGGAGGAUCUCCUUGCCAACUCUUCAGACAAGUUUAACCUCCUGGCCAAGCUGGAACGAGCUCAGAGCCGGAUCCUGUCCCUAGAGAGCCAGUUAGAGGACUCAGCUCGACGCUGGGGGCGAGAGAAGCAGGACUUGGCCACAAGGCUGCAGGAGCAAGAAUAUGGCUUGGGGCACCCCUCAAACCCCAUCAUCACAGACCUGCCUAACCCCUCGACCUACUCCAAGGACCACAGGCGACCCUCAAAGCUGGACUCCUUGAUGCCCAGCUCGGAGACCAAGCUCGACACGCCCUCGAACUCCCAGAAGACCUGAGUCCCAGCAGACCUGAGUGCUGGACAGGCCCCCCUCCGUAUGCUGGGAGUCUCAUCCCGACCCCCUAAAAUGACUUUAUUAAAUGCUGUAGGUCCGUGAGCAUUCACGUCUUUCCUGGAGCAGGGCAGCCUGGGGGGCCCAGCUUCCUCCUUAAAGACCCCACUCUGGGCCUAGGCCCUCUGCUGCAGCCCUGUAGCAUCCUGCCAGUCCCAGGAGCUACCAUCUUUGGAGAGCCAAAGGCCAUAAUGGACCCAGGAAGGUGGGGAGAAGAGGCUUCCCAAAGCAGAAGCCAGGGAGACAAGCUCCUUCCUGACCUCUGGAAAAAAUGGGACCACCAGAGGCCAACUCUGUUGGAGAUGUGAGGGAGGCUUGGACUUUCCACCUGCCCCCAAAAUCUAUCAUAUCUGAAAUCUCUUCUUUCACAUUUGGUUUAUCUGUUUCUUGAGAAGGGAAAGACUUGAAGCCUGCCUGUGGCAAUCAGUUGCAUAUUAGUGUGAAAUACCCCCUGAACCAGGGCUAGACUGAGCUGGCAAUGCUGUGUCCAAAUGUACCAAGGGACAAGAAAGCAGAUGGGGCCGGGGAAAGGAGCCUCCACUGAGAGUCAAGAGGCCUGGGUUCUAGCUACAAGCGUGCUGUGUGACCUUGGGUGACUCGAGCAACUUCUCUGGGCUUCAGUUUCCCCAUCUGUCCCACGCAAAGCUUGACCUCUUUGAUGGUAAGGCCCUUUCCAGCUCUAACAUUUCUGAGGUAAAGCUGACUCAGGCCUGGAGAAGAGAAAGGAAAGCAGAAAGUCUCCAAGAGUGGACUCAGAACCUGCAGAUCCUGGUAGAAGAGGCCAAAUUGGCUGGGCGGGACCAGCUCCCCUGUCUGCCUGCAGGACUUAGACUUGGGGAGCUGAGGGCCGGGAAGCGUUGGGCACCUGGUCAGGUCAGGAGUUACGGAACUCAGAGAGGAUUCUGGGGGCCAAAAUUGGGACAGGUUUCAGGUAGUCCGAAUGAUGCACCAAAGACUCUGCCACAUUCUCCCUGCCUACUGCCUGGAGCUUGGACAAGUGGGUACAUCCCCCUGGAGCAGGAAGGCGAGGCCUGGGGAAGCCCAGAGAAGGGUCAGGUGGGGUAGAGGAAGCAUGCUGGCCUCUCGUCCCUGGGGUCAGCCACCUCACACCAACCCCUCACCCACAGGCCUCGGCCCUGGCCGUGCACGAGGCUCUGGCUGGACCUUGGCAGGAAGUCCCCAUGACCCACCCAGGAUGCAGCCAAGCAGAGCCCUGCAUGAGCCUCACCCCUGAUAGGUGGGCCUGCCCCAGGAGCCAAGAUUGGCCCACCCCUCUCAGGCCACCCUGUUCUCUCGGCAGAACCCCGCCAGGUCCUUUGUCCCUCUGCCUGCUGCCUGCUGCACAGUGGCAAUAGCCCUCCCUGCCCUGCCUCGCCCACAGCCCCAGGCAGUGGGGAGCUUCAUCCUGCUGGCUCCCAAGCUGCUGUAGGUGGGUGGGUCCCAGCAGAAAUGGCUUCAAGUGUGACUGCCUCAGGUCCCCCAUUCGUGCUCAGAUCCCACGUUGAUGCGGCGGGUCAGGGAGCAUCUCCACAGGAGUGAUGGCUACCUCAGAAGUCAAAUGGAAGUGCAGACACUUCACAUAGUUCAGCCAUUUAUUGCCAUC